This is a messenger RNA of Durusdinium trenchii, 768 nucleotides long. The record is from the annotation of a GenBank genome assembly. NCBI's taxonomy places the organism in Eukaryota, Dinophyceae, Suessiales, Symbiodiniaceae.
GAUCCGUCUCGUUUGGCCUUCUUGGGGGACCACCUGAGUGGUCAACAACCCCAUGAUGCUGAAGUAAGUUGAUGAAGUCAUCGACUCCUUUUUGACUACUGCCCUGUCCCCCGCAACUCGUUUCCAAAUCUCCUCAAGACUGCUUUGUGGAUCCUUGUGGUUUCGGCCAGUGAAGAGUUGCCAGAUAUGUCGGAAGCGCUCAAGUUUUCUUGGAGUAAGAAAUCAGCCGGUGCCAAGCCAGCACCCCCGCUGGCGGCCGGCAGCGGGCUCACGAUCGCGCAGGAGGCGGCGCGGAACGAGGACCCGUCGGCGGGGCCGCGGACGGCGGAGGAGGAGGAGAAGCAACGGAAGCGCCUGGAAGCAUGGAAGAAGAUGCAGGCACAGCAAGAGAAGAAGGAUGAGAAGGCGCAGGAGUCCAAAGAGACGACUGCGCUGUCCGAGAAGGACCAGAUGGCGCAGGUGCGCGCUGCCUUGAAGGAGGUGAAUCAACGGAAUCGCGACCUAGGAGUCCGGAAGAAGAAGAAGCGGAAGAAAUCCAGCUCAAGCUCCAGUGAGGUGCUCAUCACCUCCACGGACAAUGCGGACGUCCUCAUCACCCGCGCCGACGCCUCCGGCGCCGCGGCGCAGCGGGCGCGCGCGGCCGCGGCGGCGAGUGCGGGGACGAUUGACCUGGAGGAGGAGGCGGUGCCGGAAGCGCCGGUGCAGCCGAAGGAGCGGAAGGAACCGGAGGUGGAAAGUGAAAAGGAAGAGGAGACGACCUUUCUGUAG